AUGGACGAGAAAAUACCCACCGGAGCUGGAGAGUAUUCCACUCCUCCCAGUGAAAUCGAAACCAGCCGCGAUUGGAGUGUUGAGGAGGAGAGAAAGGCAAAGUGGAAGUUGGAUCUCCUCAUCAUGCCUAUUCUGACUCUUGGAUUCUUCUGCCUGCAGCUUGACAGAGGAAACAUCGCGAAUGCCCUCACGGACAAUUUCUUCGAAGAUGUCGGCAUCACUCAAGAUCAGUUCAAUGUCGGUCAGCAGAUGCUGUCUCUCGGAAUCGUUCUUUUUGAGAUCCCAAGCAACAUGGUCCUCUAUCGAGUCGGUCCCGGAAAGUGGUUGACGCUUCAACUCUUCCUGUUCGGCACGGUCUCAACAUUCCAGGCCUUUAUGAGCAAUUAUGGCUCCUUUAUCGCGACUAGAUUCCUGCUUGGUAUCACCGAGUCUGGCUUCAUUCCUGGCGGUCUCUGGACCUUGUCGACUUGGUACACCCGAAAGGAAACUGCGAAAAGGGUCAUGUUCUUCUAUUUCGGUAACCAAUUUGGGCAGGCAUCGGCCAAACUCCUGGCAUACGGUAUCCUACACAUGCGAGGUGUUGGCGGCAAACCCGGCUGGUUUUGGCUCUUCGCCCUCAUGGGUGGGUUCACCUGCCUUUCCGGUCUCAUCUUCGGCUUCUUUCUGCCCGACUCCUUCAAGAACCCACACAGUACCUUCUUGCCGAAAGUGCAGAUCUUCACCGAGCGCGAGAUUUACAUUCUGAGGACUCGUGUGCUGCGCGAUGAGCCGGCCAAGGGCAAGAAGAAGUCGAGGAUUGGGUUGACUGCAUUCAAGAAGACGUUUUCCAACUGGCGCAUGUGGGUGCACUUCCUCAUCACGCUGGCCAACAACGGACCACAGCGUGGAUUUGACACCUACGCUCCAUCGAUUGUGCGGGCCAUGGGCUUCAAGGGUCUAUCCGCCAAUGCUCUAGCUGCCGUGGGUCUCUUCAUUCAGAUUCCAGUGUCCUUCUCUUUCAGCUGGUUCUCAGACCGAUACAAUCGUCGCGGCGAGACCGUCAUCGCUGGUCUGAGUAUGGUCAUUCUUGGUUACGCCUUCAACCGUGGCUUCACUGAGCUCACAGGCCCGUCGACCCAAGGCGCAAAAUACUUCGGUGUCGUCUGGACACAAAUCUUCGGCACGUUCUCGCACCCACUCAACAUCACCUGGAUGUCCUUGACCUGCACCGACUCCGAGGAACGCGCUUUAGCCAUGGCCAUGGUGAUCAUGGGCGCAAACAUCGCUGGAAUCUACGGAGCACAGUUGUACAGAGAGGAUGACAGCCCGAGAUAUCGUCGUGCUUUCCUCGUUGCCAUGGCCGUGCUCAUUUUCGGAUGCGCACUGUCGAUCGUGAGGAAGAUUGACGAGAUUCGGCUGCGCAGGAAGCACAGAGACGAUAGCUUGGUAAAGGAGGCUUCGCAAAGUGAGAUCGAUGCGUACGAUAACUUGCAAGUGCAGCCUUUGCCAGUCGCUGCGGGGCCUCCGCCUGCCGCUGUCGCCGCCGAUGUGCCAACCGUGGUGAGGUAG
Molecule: messenger RNA, 1548 nt
Organism: Zymoseptoria tritici IPO323
Lineage: Eukaryota; Fungi; Ascomycota; Dothideomycetes; Mycosphaerellales; Mycosphaerellaceae
Product: putative major facilitator superfamily transporter
Exons: 7
Coding region: 1-1548 (515 amino acids)
Biological process (GO): transmembrane transport
Cellular component (GO): membrane
Molecular function (GO): transmembrane transporter activity
Source: RefSeq, a predicted model, not a curated record